This is a messenger RNA of Macadamia integrifolia, 1232 nucleotides long. RefSeq names its product protein SAWADEE HOMEODOMAIN HOMOLOG 1. The record is from RefSeq and is a predicted model, not a curated record. Lineage: Eukaryota; Viridiplantae; Streptophyta; Magnoliopsida; Proteales; Proteaceae. The coding region runs from base 214 to 990 and encodes 258 amino acids. The transcript has 10 exons. Gene Ontology annotation, molecular function: chromatin binding.
CAGGAGAGGUUCUCCUAGUUACCGCAUUGAGGAUGCAAACAUUCUCUUCCCUUUGUUAUUAUAUAAUAUAUAGAAGAAUCGAAGAAUCGAAGAACCUAAGAAGGAUCGAAGGGAAGGGACUCAGACUAGGGCCAAGUGGACGGUUAGCCAAAACAGAGGAAAAAACCCAAAAAGAAAUUGCAAUUUUUUCGUACUUGAGAAUAUUCUCUGAACAUGGUUCGGCUUCGGCCCAGAAAGAAUCGAGCUUUCUCUGGGUUUACGGAGGCGGAGACUGCGAGAAUGGAGGAGUUACUCAAGGAAAACGGUGAAGAAUCCCUAAAACAGAAUUCCUGCUGCAAGCUUGCAAAGAGUUUUAAUUGUUCUGCGGGUCGUGCUGGGAAAAGUCCGGUGACAUGGAAACAGAUACAAAGUUGGCUUCAAAAUAAGCAGCAAGAUUUGACAGAAAAAACUACUUCCUCACCUAUUGCCUCCAAUGGACCAGUUGCGCCUCCACAUGUGCCAGUUUCAAAUGGUCUCCUUGGUUCUUCUUCCGAAAUGGCUAAAGUUAAAAUGGAUCCAGAUCUGUCGAAUUUGGAGUUUGAGGCCAGGUCAUCAAAAGAUGGGGCAUGGUACGAUGUUGCUAAAUUUGUCACCCACAGAGUUCUUCCUUCGGGCGAAACUGAAGUACGAGUAAGAUUUAUAGGAUUUGGUGCUGAGGACGAUGAGUGGGUUAAUGUUAAGAAGGCGGUACGUGAGCGCUCUCUUCCUUUAGAGCCUUCAGAAUGCCGUAAGGUCAAGGUUGGGGAUCUUGUCCUUUGUUUCCAGGAGAGAACAGAUCAAUCAAUCUACUAUGAUGCACAUGUUUCAAAAAUCCAAAGGAGGUUACAUGACAUAAGGGGUUGCAGGUGCAUCUUCUUGAUUCGCUAUGACCAUGAUAACAUUGAGGAAAGUGUUCGUUUAAGGAGAUUGUGUCGCCGGCCAUCAUAUUAUGAUCCACCAGGGAAUGCUUGAACUCUUUCUUAAUCUAUCGUCCUGCGUACUGUCUUCAUGCCCUUGAUAGAUAUUUUUUUUGGUAAGAAUGCCCUUGAUAGAUAAAAGGGGGCUUAGACAUUGGAGUUUGUUGGACAGAAUUGAAAUUUUGAACUCCACUGUAUUGUAAAGUUUCAAUUGAAAGAACGAAAAGGAAAAUGUGAAAGGAAGCUUUCAUCUGUUACAUGAGAUAGUUUGUAGUAGAGAAUGCCCUGUAUUGCCUA